Metopolophium dirhodum (rose-grain aphid) is the source of this 1451-nucleotide messenger RNA. RefSeq names its product homeobox protein engrailed-2-B-like. The transcript is spliced from 5 exons. Lineage: Eukaryota; Metazoa; Arthropoda; Insecta; Hemiptera; Aphididae. The record is from RefSeq and is a predicted model, not a curated record. The coding region runs from base 287 to 1240 and encodes 317 amino acids. Gene Ontology annotation, biological process: regulation of DNA-templated transcription. Gene Ontology annotation, molecular function: DNA binding; DNA-binding transcription factor activity, RNA polymerase II-specific.
ACCACGCAUUUUCACGUUUCAUUCUGCUCGUACCUCUUCGUUGGCCCCGGUCCGCGUUAGUAUAUUUUCUUCAUUUCUUAUCACCCGAAAAAGAUAUAAGUACAAUAUUAUUGUUAUUACAUAACUCUUACGUAACUGUAUGUUGUUAAUAAUGCUACAAUAUAUACCGAAGUAGAUGGAUAAAACAAAAUAUACCUAUAACGAACCGUGGUUAACGUUGUUUUUUUACCGUUGACCCUCGUAACAUAAUUUCACUGCGGUUAGUAAACGCAGUCGCCUUUGAGAUAUGGACACGUCCUCAGACUCAGACGGUGCACUCUCGCCUGGUGCUUACGACCAAGUGGCAUACAACGCGGCGACCGCGAUGACCGGUUACGAUGACCAGGCGAUCAUCAAGUCUCCGUCUAGACACUCCGAGUCCUCAGACAGUGGCAGCGACAUUGCGGAACCACGUGGCGCCUUGGCCCAUCACAAGUUCUCCAUAGACCGCAUCCUGGGUCGGUUCAAUGGUGCGGGUGACGCUGCUGCCGCGACAACCAUCGACUCCUGUCCAGAGACAUCAGACCCCGGAAAUCGUCACCGAAACGACUUGGCGUUCCGCGGCGUAGAUACCAUCGCGGAACUUAACGGUCAUAACUUUCCUUACUCGUCGCUGCUGUACGGCGGGUGGUUUGCGGCUGCGGCUGCCGCAGCGGUAGCUAACAAGACACCACCGUCCCAUUUAUUCGGUCUUCAGGCGCCAAAAACAGUGGGACGAAGAUCUAGGAAACCAGGAUUGGAUCGAAAACCAAGGCAAGCGUAUAGUGCAAAACAGCUGGAAAGAUUGGAAGCAGAGUUUAAAACGGACAAGUACUUGAGUGUGAGUAAGCGCAUGGAGCUGUCCAAGGCGCUGAACCUGACCGAAGUGCAGAUAAAGACGUGGUUCCAGAACAGACGGACCAAGUGGAAGAAGCAGCUGGCGUCCAAGCUGAAGAUCGCGCACCGGCACGGUUACUUUCAACCGGUGCAGCACUACGCGUCGCUGUUCGCGCCGCACUGUUACUUUCCGGCGGCGGCUGCGUCUGCUGCGAGCUCCUCCCCGUCCGGUACCGCGGGUGGAGUUCCAAACUUCGGUUGCGGUUUACAGCCGCAGACGACUUCGGCGGAACACGAGACGGUCGUCGUCGAACGUCAAGUCGUCGCUGCCAAAACGGAACGGCAACACCAUCACCACCAGCACCAUCACCAUCAGCAGAGAUAAAAUGAUUACUUGUAUUUAUCACAUUUCCAUGUCAACUUGCGUGCCUACCCGCGGUACACCUAUUGUCUGUCUAUAAUUUGUUGUUAUAACGUCGUAUAGGCUGCUAGGCAUACCUACUAGCUAUUACCUACCAACCAUAUUUUUGAUUAAUAUUGUGUAACACUGAACACACGCACAACAACAGCGAUAAUAAACAAUAUGAUAACAUAAA